UCUCUGUCGCUUAGAAAAUAAAUAAAGUUGUUUUGAAUCGUAUGCGAGGGAGCUCUUAUCCUGAAAAGGUCUGACCGGAAGUGUUUGUUGUUGUUGCUUUAGGCGGAAGUCAUGUCCCAUAAGUUAGCGUCGCUAGCAGUUAGCUUCCUCAGCUAAAUGUAAAUGAUCCGCUUCUCUCACGUCGGCCGGACCUUUGCUCUCCGUGUCGCCAUGAACAGGACGCAUUUGAGGCGGUACAAGAUCCUGAGGAUGGCGCUGAUGGGCUCCGGGCCGGAGGAGAGCUUCCUGCACCGGUCACUGAGGAUAGCGGCGGUGGUGGCUCUCUACUGGUUCAUCUCCAUCACGAUGGUGUUUCUCAACAACUACCUGCUGGACAACAAGGACCUGGAGGCUCCGCUGUUCGUCACCUUCUUCCAGUGUCUGGUGUCCGUGGUUCUGUGCUGCGUCAUGCAGCUGCUGGCCAAGAUGUGCCCGUGGCUCAUCGACUUCCCGCCGGUCCGCUUCGACCUGAAGACGUCCCGGGAGGUGCUGCCUCUGUCCGUGGUCUUCAUCAGCAUGAUCACCUUCAACAACCUGUGCCUGAAGAAUGUCGGAGUGGCCUUUUACACGGUGGGUCGAUCCCUCACCACCGUGUUCAACGUGUUGUUGUCCUACGUGAUCCUGAAGCAGACCACGUCUCUGCAAGCCAUCGUGUGCUGUGGCAUCAUUCUAGGUGGAUUCUGGCUUGGUGUGGACCAGGAAGGUUUAGCAGGGUCCCUCUCGUGGUCAGGGGUUUUCUUCGGGGUCAUUGCCAGCGCUUGUGUUUCCCUCAAUGCCAUCUACACCAAGAAGGUGAUGCCAGCAGUGGAUGGUAACAUCUGGAAACUGUCCUACUACAACAACAUCAACGCCUGCGUCCUCUUCCUGCCGCUCAUUUUUAUCUUCGGAGAGUUCGGUCGUCUCGUCAGUUUCAGCCGUGCCUUUGACAUGGGCUUUUGGGGCAUGAUGAUAUUAGGAGGAGUGUUUGGUUUCGCCAUCGGGUACGUCACAGGUCUCCAGAUCAAGUUUACCAGUCCGCUCACACACAACGUCUCAGGGACAGCAAAAGCCUGUGCGCAGACUGUCAUCGCAGUGCUGUAUGAAUCGUCCACUAAAAGCGCGCUGUGGUGGACCAGUAACAUGAUGGUUCUCGGCGGCUCGUCAGCCUACACUGUUGUCAAAAGUCGAGAAAUGAAGGGCACUCCCCAUAAAGUCCCUCAGGACUCAACCAAAGAAAAACUGCUACCAGAGGAGAAAGACAAUCCUGAUGUUUGACUACUGGCAGAGAAACGUGUAGCGUUUGUCCAUGUGGCGAAAGAAUGUUAACUAAUGAAAUAGUAAAACUGUGAUAUGAAGCGAUACUUUGCCUACGUGGAAUCAGAGCGUUUGGUUGGGUUUACUAGUUUUGUGGGUGUUUUUUUUUUUUUUUAAUACACUUUAACUUAAAGGGAUCGUUCAUCGAAAAAUGAAAAUUCACUCAUCACCUACUCACCACUUUAUGUUGAAAUGGUGGGUGAAGUGUUUGAGUCCACAAAACUCUUCUGGAGUCUCAGAAGUAAACUUUGGAUCAGCCCAAUCCGAUAUACAAUUGAAGUCAACGGUGUCCUCUUCGUCUUCAGAGGUAACCAAACAACAGAAAAUACACUACAUGCCUCCAUAUGCCGCCGCUCGUGUGGUGUCAUCCGAGUGCAGCAAGCCCCGGCAUCCAUAUUCGGCACAAAAGGUCAUUUACCAUGUUUUAAGCCUGAAUUUCUGCUGAUAUCUUCCUACGAGGUGAUUCACGGACCCUCAGACACCAACGUGAAGCUAAGUCAGCUAGCUUAGCCACUUCCUGUGGACUUUUAGGCUUAAAACACGGUGAAAAUGACCUCGUUUCUGUGCUUUCGGACACUUGGAUGACACCAACCACCGGUUGUUUUAUUACAUCUGGAGUGUAAGUCACCAUUGACUUCAAUUGUACUUCACCCACCCCUCCAUCGGCAUAGUGGUGAGUAGAAAAUUAGUGACUUUAAAUUUUUCAGUGAUCCAUUCCUUUAAGUUUGAAGGAAUUUGUACAUAUUAUUAUAUCAAAGCUUCUUAUUCGUUUGAGGCCUCUUUUAAAUUAUUUUUUAAUAGAGAAAAAUAUGAGGUCUCUUUCAUGUUGUAAGCUACGAGUGAAGGAAGAUAUAUACGUUUUUCUUUUAGUCAGCGGGAGGGGAGACAAUAUUAAUUUGGUAUUGGAUUAAAAUUUUCGAGAGCUAUUUGAUUCUGAUUGUUAUAUUUUUAUUAGAAGUGAUGUUGAACAUGCAAAUUGCAGUUAAUUUUGAAAAAUAAUGUAACAAUCAUGUCGCUGUUUUGAGCCUUUGGGUAUAAAAUGAUUCGUUUUCGCAAAUUUGAAUAAAGCCAAUGUUCAUUUGCUUGUUUUUUACAAA
Paralichthys olivaceus (Japanese flounder) is the source of this 2429-nucleotide messenger RNA. It is a transcript of the gene slc35c1, whose product is annotated as solute carrier family 35 member C1. Gene Ontology annotation, cellular component: Golgi apparatus. The record is from RefSeq and is a predicted model, not a curated record. Gene Ontology annotation, biological process: protein O-linked glycosylation via fucose; GDP-fucose import into Golgi lumen. NCBI's taxonomy places the organism in Eukaryota, Metazoa, Chordata, Actinopteri, Pleuronectiformes, Paralichthyidae. Gene Ontology annotation, molecular function: antiporter activity; GDP-fucose transmembrane transporter activity.